AUGACGAGCAGGCCUUUUUUUCCUUCACGUCGGAUUUGUGGCCUCUCCACCUCCUGUGUCUCUGCACCCCCUGAAAGGCUCAGCAGAAUCGCACGCAUCAGAGAAAGUGAUUCCAUGCUGACUAGUAGUGGAGGCGCCACAACUUAUAUGGAAUCAAUAAGCAAUGACAGCGUUAGUCUGUUUAGUGCUGCCCCUAUUGGAUGUUGGGGUAACAUGUGCUCACGAUGCUCCAAAGGUUCCGUUGGUGGUGUUCGAACCUCAAGAAGACUCAACAGCAGCUAUACCAAGGCUCUGUCUAGGAUGUAUAGUAGUAGCAGCAGCCAAAACACCUCGAGAAGCGAUGCUUUACCGAAUGCUGGAAAUCGCGACUUUAUUUGGCCUAACCACUAUUGGAGCAGGCGUCUACAAAACGUUCGUUUUGAUGGCAUGCAGAUAGUUGCAUCUCCUUGGAGCUUCAUUUCAAAGGAGGAACUCGCGAAUUGUUUGCUUCUUGAAAGUAAAGGAAAAGCGAGCCAGGACCCCUCGCUGCUUCAGCGGUUGCGUCUAAUAGGGAGCUAUAUUUUGUCGCCAAGAGGCCUUGAGGAAGAUGGCAGGCGGCUCUUCCGCACAUUGAUUCCCCGAUAUGAAGAUACGCAUCUGACUGAAAAGUAUUUCGGGAUAGGCGAGGCAGAUUUUAACGGUCGGGUGUACUUCUUGCUACUCCACCUUUGGUCUCUUCACUGCGCUCUCCACCAGGCCAUAAGUGAGUUCAAGGUGCCUGCGAUUCUUCGCGAGCAACAAUUCGUUUCUUUUGGCUUCUGUGUCUCCUUGGACGAAGCCUUUGAAGAUGAAGCCGCUGGUCCCGCCGGGCAGCUGGCCCACAGACUUUGGGUAACGGUCUUUGGUGCUGCGGAGAGUAAAUAUGCCUGCAAUGAACUGAUUGCACUUACCACAUACGCCAUGCGGAUACGGCAUUUCGCCAUGCAGCUCCCGACAGAAGCGUUGGUAACAGGAGCCUUCAGUUGGCCACAGUGGCCCCCGACGAGAACCUGCUCCCGGGUCAAAGACUAUUCUAGAGGUCCCAUCGCACUACAUCUCAUGCAUCCUGUCGAAUUUCAGCGAGGGAACUAUACUGUUGAAAAUUUGGGAAUACUCCGCCUCAAGAGGCAGCUCCUCAUUGUUCGGUUGGCUCAGCACUGCUCACCUAAUGGAUGUGCAACAUCAAAAAUUUAUUAG
Molecule: messenger RNA, 1215 nt
Organism: Cyclospora cayetanensis
Lineage: Eukaryota; Apicomplexa; Conoidasida; Eucoccidiorida; Eimeriidae
Exons: 8
Coding region: 1-1215 (404 amino acids)
Source: RefSeq, a predicted model, not a curated record